AUGCAAGCAGGGGAGAUGCGAGUGUGGGUGGGAGGGAGCCUCUUCACCGUGGACUCGAUGCUGCUGGUGCGCAGCUGCGACUAUUUCCAGGCUCUCUUCCGCUCAGGGAUGAGGGAGUGCUGCCAGGGGGAAGUGCGACUCCAAGGGCUGCCUGUACGUGGCUUCCUGACAGCUCUGGCAGUGUCCCGGGGUGAGCGGCCUUCCCUGAGCGUCGACGAGGCAGUGGAGGCCACCGAAUGCGCUGCCUUCCUGCAGGCACGCCCUUUAGCGCAGCACCUGUCCAACCUCAUUGAUUCCAGCAACUGUGUGCAACUGUGCCAUGCCGCGGCCACCUUUGGGCUGUGGGAGGUCUUCCACCAGGCAGCGCUAUUUAUUAGGGACAUGUAUGGUGAUCUAGUGGAGGAGGUGUGCUUCCUGCCAUCCGAAUUGCGGGAGUAUGUGGAAUCGCUGGCUCCCAGCUCCUUUGUGGCCAUGGGCACGCAUUCCCCCUCCAUGGAGUUGCUCCAGGAUUCCUUCCGCAACAUCUGCUACCUGGACGAAGACGGAGGAGAGUGGAAGCAUCUGACAGACCUUCCCAUCGAUGCCAGCACCUCCAUGGCAGGUGUGGCUGUUUUGGACAACCGAUUGUAUGUGGUAGGGGGUGUGCGAGGGGUCAGCAAGCAGGUGGUGAACUCCUGCUUCUGCUAUGAUCCUUUGAGUGACUUCUGGAGUACCUUUGGGGGCCCCCAGCAACCACGCUACAACUUCACACUUGUGGGCCACGAGGGACGGCUGUACGCUAUUGGCGGAGAGUUCCAGAAUGUAGUCAUGUCCUCGACAGAGGUGUGCGACCUGGCCUCCCACUCGUGGUCCUCCGUGAGCCCCUCUCCAUGGCCGGUGGCUGGUGCUGCAUGUGCCAAGGCCAUGAGCCGGAUAUUUGUCUGCUUCUGGAGACCCAUGGAGACCACGGACAUCUAUGAGUACAUGCCAGACUGGGAUGAGUGGCGGCUCCUCACGACACUCAUUCGGCCCCAAAGCUAUGGGCACUGCAUGGUGGCUCACCGUGACAACCUAUAUGUGAUGCGGAACGGACCCUCAGCUGACUUCCUCCGCUGUCUGAUGGACUGUUAUAAUCUCACCACUGGCCAAUGGUCAGCCGUGCACAGCCGCUACGUCAACAGCCGGGGUGCCCUGUUCACGGCCGUGGUGCGUGGUGACUCUGCCUUCACUGUCAAUCGCUCGCUCACACUGGAGUACACUAUUGGCGACGACCGCUGGAUACCGCGGCGAGAGAUGAAUGGCUUUCCAAGGAGUGGUACAGUGUGGACAUUCUUACUGAGACUUCCCCAGACAAGUCGUCCAGGUACAAUAGGUACAGCGGACGGAGCACUUUUGACACGUAGACCCAGUUAUUCCAGGGCUGCCAGACACAGCAGACACAAUGGACACAGCAGGUAG
Molecule: messenger RNA, 1437 nt
Organism: Scleropages formosus (Asian bonytongue)
Lineage: Eukaryota; Metazoa; Chordata; Actinopteri; Osteoglossiformes; Osteoglossidae
Product: kelch repeat and BTB domain-containing protein 13
Exons: 1
Coding region: 1-1437 (478 amino acids)
Molecular function (GO): protein binding
Source: RefSeq, a predicted model, not a curated record